This is a messenger RNA of Truncatella angustata, 732 nucleotides long. RefSeq lists its product as uncharacterized. Bases 238 to 627 code for a protein of 129 amino acids. The record is from RefSeq and is a predicted model, not a curated record. NCBI's taxonomy places the organism in Eukaryota, Fungi, Ascomycota, Sordariomycetes, Amphisphaeriales, Sporocadaceae. The transcript has a single exon.
UUCCUUGGCAAAGUCGUGCUAAAUAUGCUGCUGUCGAUAGUAUAAGACAGACAGGAAAGUUAACACAACCAGGUGGCAGGUGGCAUCAUUAUCCUCGGGCCUUGGAGCUGGAAUUUAGUAUUCAACGUCAGCACGCCAGCACAGCCAGCACAGCCAGUGAUCAUAUCAGAUCACCAUGAACACUCAAUACUUGACCAAUGGUAUUAUUGUAGACACACCAGGGCUUCAUACCCCAGGAUGUUCUCCAACUAUAGACAGCCCGGGCCGGCCGUAUUGGACGGAGGAGUCCAUAUCUCCGUGCUGAGGCAGUUCCUGUUCUGUCAACUCCCAUCGACAUUCCCAGCACGGUCUCACAUCGAAGCAUUCCUGACCCAGAGCUACGACCCCGAUCAGUUUUGCGGAGGUCUUCGCGCUGCAUCUGGGGGCGGUAUGCGCAGCAGAAGAUGCGAGACGGACGCCGUGCCUUCAGAUGCAAUGCUCCAAGAAGAAGCGAGGCAGAUAACAUCUGGUCCCAAGGAUCCUUGGGGCCAGACUAUUUCAGAAAACAACAAUUGGCUUGCUGCCCUUCGCAGUCAGCAUGUUGGAGAUGUAAGACAAGCGGUAGACAUGGGAUUUGGUGCAGUGUGAUUUAGCAGUAAAUUGGACAGCGGCCACCAAUCAGCAGAGUCCAAAUCCUGCGAGCACAAGAUAGAGAGUGAUCAGACACAAGUAAGGUGUCACAGUUCGUAAUGG